Messenger RNA from Syngnathoides biaculeatus (alligator pipefish), 1917 nucleotides. It is a transcript of the gene myef2, whose product is annotated as myelin expression factor 2. Gene Ontology annotation, molecular function: mRNA binding. Gene Ontology annotation, cellular component: nucleus; post-mRNA release spliceosomal complex; cytoplasm. Bases 66 to 1706 code for a protein of 546 amino acids. Gene Ontology annotation, biological process: regulation of mRNA stability involved in response to oxidative stress. The record is from RefSeq and is a predicted model, not a curated record. Lineage: Eukaryota; Metazoa; Chordata; Actinopteri; Syngnathiformes; Syngnathidae. The transcript is spliced from 16 exons.
UUAGCUUCAACUGGUUUGAAAGUGCGUCAAGGCGUCUUGCGUGUUACUAGGAACGGCGACCGAUCAUGGAAGACAUCAUCCCGUGUCUCGACGAGGAGCCGAAGGCAGAGGAGCCCGCUCCGUCGGUCAAAUCGGACACCAGCGAGCCCGAACCCGAGACCCCAAAUGGCGUCAAGACGGAUUCUGAAGAGUCUAAGCCCAGUAAAGAGAAACACGAAGGGAAAGAGAAGUCCUCCGGAAGCAGAAGAGGAGGCCGCCACCAUCCUUACAAAGACAAACAUGGUGGCGAAAAGAAGGGUGGUCAAAGGAACCGGGUGUUCAUCAGCAACAUCCCCUAUGACAUGAAAUGGCAGGCAAUUAAAGAUCUGAUGCGCGAUAAAGUCGGUGAGGUUACAUACGUGGAGCUCUUUAAGGAUGCGGAAGGAAAGUCAAGGGGUUGUGGUGUUGUGGACUUCAAAGAUGAAGAGUUUGUGAGCAAGGCAGUAGAAACUAUGAAUAAAUAUGACUUGAGUGGAAGGCCGCUCAACAUUAAGGAGGACCCUGAUGGGGAGCACGCCCGACGUGUGCUGCAGCGCAUGGGAGGCCCGCAAGGAGGCAGGGGGCAGGACAUGGGCCCUAGUGGAAUGAACAUCCCCCCUUCCAUCGCUAACAAUCCCAACAUUCCACCUGAAAUCAAGCACGCAUUGCAAACAGGUCGACUGGGCAGCACAGUGUUUGUGGCCAAUCUUGAUUUCAAGGUCGGCUGGAAGAAGCUCAAGGAAGUGUUCAACAUGGCAGGCGUCGUAAAACGGGCUGACGUGAAAGAGGACAAGGACGGCAAGAGCCGCGGGAUGGGAACUGUGACUUUUGAGCAGCCGCUGGAGGCCCUGCAGGCCAUAUCCAUGUUCAAUGGACAGAUGCUCUUUGACAGACAAAUGCAUGUUAAAAUGGAUGAGAAAUCCAUUCCCCCAGAUGAUUAUCGGCAAAUGGAAAAAACACCCCAAUUACCACGAGGUCUGUCUGGUAUUGGAAUGGGAUUAGGACCAGGAGGGCAGCCUAUUAAUGCCAACCAUCUGAGCAGUGGAGGAGGCAUGGGCCCAGGAGGGAUGGAUGGUCCAAAUUAUGGUGGAAUGAACAGACUUGGAGCUGGAAUGGGUGUUGGUGGGGGGUUUGGAGGCAUGGAUAACAUGGCCAACAUGGUUAAUUUUGGAGGAAGAGACAUGAUGCCGAUGGGCAGGAUGGGCGAUAUGUACCGUUCAAGAAUGGGCGGAAUGGAUCGUGAUUUCGGCAACUGUGACAUGCCAAUGAAUCGUGGAUAUGGAGAUUCGUUUGGAGGAAUCGGUUCUGGAAUGGGCAGUAUGGGGAUGGAUCGCAUGGGUUCAGGCUUUGACCGCAUGGGAAUGUCAGGAAUGGACAUGAACCGAGGAUUUGGAGGUGGCGGCCCGGGUCAGAUGGGCAUGUCAGACAGAGGCUUUGGGCCAAAAGGAGGUUGUCAGAUCUUUGUACGAAAUCUCUCCUACGAACUCACAUGGCAAAAGCUGAAAGAGAAGUUCAGUCAUUGUGGCCAUGUGAUGUUUGCGGACAUUAAGAUGGAGAACGGCAAGUCAAAGGGCUGCGGAACUGUCAGAUUCGACUCUCCUGAGAGUGCAGAGAAAGCCUGCCGCAUGAUGAAUGGAACAAAGAUCAAUGGCCGAGAGGUGGACGUCCGUAUUGAUCGUAAUGCCUAGACUUUUUUUUUUUUUUUUUGUAAGAACCCACUCACUCGUUUCCACAUUUCAAGCCUCUUUUUGCCAGCGAGCUCUUGUUUUGUUUUAAAAACACAAUGACGUUGCUUCAUCAAAGUUCACACUCAUUUGUUUCUGUUAAUAUAUACAACAAUAGGUCCUCUUAUCUUUGUUUUGUAAUCCUUUUUUAAUUGUCUGGCAGUUUGUUUGAACA